AUGCAUAUUUGCGAACAAAUGCAGCGUGAAGUCAUUUCAGUCCACCUCGGUCAGGCCGGAGUACAAGUCGGCAAUGCCUGCUGGGAGCUGUACUGCCUGGAGCACGGCAUCCAGCCUGAUGGUCAGAUGCCCAGUGACAAGACCAUCGGAGAUGACGACGACUCCUUCAACACCUUCUUCAGCGCGACUAGUAGUAGCGGUCACUACAACCCACGAGCUAUCAUGAUCGAUCUUGAGCCAACAGUCAUAGAUGAGGUUCGUACUGGCACCUACCGCCAGCUCUUCCACCCUGAGCAGCUGAUCACAGGCAAGGAGGAUGCCGCCAACAACUACGCCAGGGGCCACUACAGCGUGGGUGAGCAAUACAUUAGUCUUGUGCUUGACAGAAUCCGUAAGUUGGCUGACCAGUGCACAGGCCUCCAGGGUUUCCUCAUCUUCCACAGCUUCGGUGGAGGCACCGGCUCUGGCUUCACAUCCCUGUUGAUGGAGCACCUGACGGUUGAAUACGGCAAGAAACCCAAACUGGAGUUUGCUGUCUACCCGUCACCCAAUAUUUCCUCAUCCGUUGUAGAGCCUUACAACUCUGUCUUGAAUGCUCACUCGACCUUGGAGCAUGCUGACUGCUGCUUCAUGGUCGACAAUGAGGCCAUCUAUGAUAUCUGCGAGAAGAAUCUGGAUUUAGAGAAGCCGACAUUUACCACCGUUAACCGACUGAUUGCGCAAGUCGUGUCCUCCAUCACAGCAUCUCUGAGGUUCGAUGGUUCUCUCAAUGUGGACUUGACCGAGUUCCAGACCAACUUGGUGCCCUACCCACGCAUUCACUUUCCUCUUGUUACCUAUGCACCUAUCAUCUCUGUUGAGAAGGCCUACCAUGAGCAGCUCAGUGUCUCAGAGAUCACCAACGCCUGCUUCGAGCCUACUAACCAGAUGGUGAAGUGCGACCCGCGCAAUGGGAAGUACAUGGCCUGCUGCGUGCUGUACCGUGGUGAUGUCCUCCCCAAAGACGUCACUGCUGCAAUAUUAAAAAUCAAGAAUAAACAAAGCAUCCAGUUCGUCGACUGGUGUCCAACUGGCUUCAAGGUGGGCAUCAACUACCAGCCACCCACCGUCGUGCCUGGCAGUGAUCUGGCCAAGGUGCAGCGUGCCGUCUGCAUGCUGAGCAACACCACGGCCAUCGCCGAGGCCUGGGCUCGUCUGGAUCACAAGUUUGAUCUGAUGUACGCCAAGCGUGCCUUCGUCCACUGGUACGUGGGAGAGGGUAUGGAGGAGGGUGAGUUUUUCGAGGCGCGCGACGACAUGGCUUUUUUGGAGAAGGACUACGAAGAAGUCAUACAAGAGGGUGAUACCUGGACUGAUCUCAAUGUGGACGAAUUACAAUACUAGAACCAACAAUUGGUU
Patiria miniata (bat star) is the source of this 1398-nucleotide messenger RNA. Its product is annotated as tubulin alpha chain-like. The coding region runs from base 1 to 1383 and encodes 460 amino acids. The transcript has 3 exons. Lineage: Eukaryota; Metazoa; Echinodermata; Asteroidea; Valvatida; Asterinidae. Gene Ontology annotation, cellular component: microtubule; cytoplasm. Gene Ontology annotation, biological process: mitotic cell cycle; microtubule cytoskeleton organization. The record is from RefSeq and is a predicted model, not a curated record. Gene Ontology annotation, molecular function: GTP binding; structural constituent of cytoskeleton.